CAGAGUCAUCAGACGCAAUACAUAUACGUGGCAAGCGUCUGACUGAAAUGUCAAAAUAAAUUAUAAAUGAAAAUAGUGUAAAGAAGUUGGACAAAAUACACGAAAGCUUCAAUGUCCGCUUUGUUCAGUUACUUAAUGGCAUAAGAAGAGUUAAACCAUAUCAAGUUACGAGUUAACAUUAGUUUUGUUAUUUCACGUAGAAUUCAACAUGGCAUCAGAAGGAAAGUAUGACGAACUGAGGGAGCCGCAGUAUUCAGGUGACAAGUCUGAAUUACUUGAUGACAGCACCACUAAUAAGUCCAACAUUCCACACAGUGAAAGUAACAGUUCAAGUGAUCAUAGUGCCCACAAACCCCUUACAUCACCCAACAAAAUACUUGAGGCUGAGAAAGCUGUACUGCAGGAUCAGAGCCGUGGUCUAAGGAUCAUCAUAAUCUGUGCAUUUGUGUUCUCUCUAGUUAUCACAGUGGCCCUCAUACUGUCCAUCUACCUGGGACCUCCACAGAUCGGAGCAAAUGCUGCUAUCUCUUCGGACGUCAGGGAAUGCUCUGACAUCGGUUUGCAGAUGUUAAACAAGGGAGGUAAUGCUGUAGAUGCAGCGGUAGCAGCCAUGUUUUGUCUUGGAGUGGUGAAUGCUGAGAGCUCUGGAUUAGGAGGCGGAGGUUUUAUGCUGGUGCAUGACCACAAAGUUGAGAAGUCGGAGGUGUUUGACUUUCGAGAGACGGCCCCUAGUCAAGCUCGGCCUGAAAUGUAUAAGGGGUCACCUUUGAAACAGAAACUGGGUGCUCUGGCAGUUGCAGUUCCAGGUGAACUAAAGGGGAUGGAAGCUGCACAUCAGAAAUAUGGAAAACUUCCAUGGAAGACUGUAGUCAGCCCAGCUGCAAAUCUGGCGAGGAAUGGUUUCCACAUGACUGGCCAUACAGAAUUUGUGCUGAACAGCCCUAAGCUGAAUCUGGAAGCCUUCAUGCAGUCCAAGAUAGCCCCGUUCUACAUAAUUGAUGGCAAACCCAAGAAAACUGGUGAUCUGAUUGUAAGGAAAGAACUUGCUGAAACCUUGGACAAGAUUGCAACAGAGGGAUCUGCAGUGUUCUAUUCAGGGGGCAUUGCAGACAGUAUUGUUAAAGAGCUUGUGAAUGCAGGCUCUCCGGGAAUUGUGACAAAAGAUGACCUAGCCAACUAUGAAGUACAGAUGCGAUCAGUGGUCAAGACAACAUAUAAAGAUUACACAGUGGAGUCAGUGCCUGCCCCAGGAAGUGGCCCUGUGGUCCUCUCAAUCAUGAACUUCAUGGAAGGGUACCUAGACCUAAUGUCGGACGCCCAGAGCUAUCAUCUUUUGCUUGAGGCCUUCAAGUUUGGAUAUGCCCAGAGAGGGCUGUUGGGGGACCCUAAGUUCAACACACAGGCCAUUGAGAAUGCUACCACUGUCAUGAUCAGUAAGGAGGAAGCUGCCAGGUUGCGCAACAUUACAACCAAUCAGACAAGAGAUGCUAGUUUCUACAGCAGCAGUGUACAUCAGACCCCGGAUGCUGGCACUUCACACCUGUCUGUUAUUGACACUGCUGAACUCAUGGUGUCUGUUACAAGUACAAUCAAUGACUGGUUUGGAAGCAUGGUCCUUACUGACACUGGAAUCCUUCUCAACAAUCAAAUGGCUGACUUCGGAUUGCCUGGAACAGUGAACGAGAUCCGAGGAGGUAAGAGACCUCAGUCCAGCAUGUCUCCCACGGUGGUGUACGAGACGGGGCACCUGUGUGGCCUGCGCAUGGCAUGUGGAGCAGCAAAUGGCACCAGAAUUAUAACUGGGAUAGCAGAAGUGCUGUUCAACAACUUGACCUUGAACUAUUACCUUGAGAAAUCUGUAUCUUCCCCCAGGAUGCACUCGGAUCUCUAUCCCAAUGCCAGUCUGGUUGAAGUAGAGGAUGGUUUCCCAGGUGAGGUUCUCACUGGUCUGAAAGCCAUGGGUCAUGCUGUACAAGGGGUACCCAGGGAGCUGAGUGCGGUGAAUGUUGUCCUGAAGAUCAAGGACAAUAUAGAGGCAGUCGCUGAUCAGCGCAAGGCUGGGUCUGGUACUGCCUGGUUUAAAUAACAGAACUGUGCAAUCCAUGCUAGUCUCCAAGCAAUUGAGUAGAUAUUGUAUAGAUGUACUGCUAUAUAUUUAAAAUUUUUGGUCUUCAGGGCCUGGUAUGAUAAUAAGUCUCUCGGAUAUUUUUUUAAAGAAUUUUGUAGUAUUAUACAUGUGUAUUAUUAUUGAAUAUGAAAGAGAUGGGGAAAAAGUGAAUACAAUUGCUGCAAUAAAAUGACCAUAGAUGAUUUUAUCUAGUAUAAAUGCUGCUCCAAUAAUGAAGGUUUAGAAAAAGGGUCCCUGAACAAUUUGAAAUUAUGUUUUGUGAUGUGCAUUCCAAUAUUUAUUGUCCCCUACUGGUUUCACCAGAGGGGACUUAUGGUUUGCGGUCUGUGUGUCUGUCUGUGUGUCUGUCAGUCUGUGAGUCUGUGUGUGAGUCUGUCUGUCUGUCUGUGAGUGUGUCUGUCUGUCUGUGAGUCUGUCUGUCAAACUUUUCUGGGUCCUGCGAUAACUUAAAAAGUUCUUAAUAUUUUUUCAUGAAACUUGAAACAUGGAUAGAUGGCAAUAUGGACAUUAUGCAUGUCAUUUCAUUUUGUUCCUUCGUCAAAAAUUCUGGUUGCUAUGGCAACAAAUAGACAAGAAAUACUGCUGAAAAUGGUGGUUUUCUGGAUCCUGCGAUAUCUUUAAAAGAUCUUAAUAUUUUUUCAUGAAACUUGCAACAUGGAUAGAUGGCAAUAUGGACAUCAUGCACGUCAUUUCAUUUUGUUCCUACGUUGCUAUGGCAACCAAAAAAAAAGAUCUGAAAAUGGUGGAAUUUCUGACAAUGGUGGAGCCGGUAGGGGACCAUAUUGCUCGACAAUAGCCUUGUUUUAAUUUAUGUUUAUCCAAAUCAAAAUUUAUGAAUCUCCUUUAAAAUAUGUCCUAAAAGCAUUUAAGGAUGCACAUAAUUUCACAAACAUGUAAAUUGCAAACAUGGUUAUUUUCAGCUCUGAAAAUAAUUUUUUGGUCAUAAUUAUUAGCAUACUAGUAUCGUUAUGUCAUUAGUAUGUGCCUACUGGUAAUAUAUAAAAAUUGACAUUCACAUUUUCUGCCCAUGACAUUAUUGUAUAUUUAAAUUAUUGUUUUUUUGUUGAUUUUUUUCUUUUAUGAAUACUGUUGAUUUUUUUGUAUGAUAUUAUUACAUAAAGCAUAAUAUAAAACAUCCUCUUUAACAGUGUAUUGAUUCAAUAUUUAUACUUGAUUUAUCAGAAUGUAACGCCAUAUCACACACGAAUAUAAUAACGAUGAAUAUUAAAUAAAACUUUAAAGGGGUUACACAUGACCUGGCUUGUAAGCCAAAAAGACAUGAAACUCACUAAUACUAAAAUUGGUGGGUUGUUAUGUGUGUGCUUAUCGAUAUUGUUACAAUAAAAAGCAUUAACACAAAUCUGUUUUGUUUUCAUCUAUUGAAACCAGAAUGGGAAAUUUCAAGUUUAUACCACAAUACAGGGACCUAUAAAACAUUUGUUUGUAAAGGUCCCUGCACAAUAUAACAGAAUUUUAAAUUUUCCAUGAUAUACUAUACACAUUUUUAAUGAAUUGAUCAAAUACUUAAUUGUACUUUUUGCAAAUCAGUGGAUUGUCAAUGUACAGAUGAUAAUAAUUAUGCCACAGGAGAACAAUCAAUUGCAUUUUACAAUACAAAUGUACACAAUACAGGAACAGCAGUAAAAUUAAUAACAUUAAGCUGGAUAUUUGAUAUUGUAUUUAAUUUUCUGGAAGUCCACUCUCAAAACCCAGUCAGAGUUGUGGACAUGAUCUAUCCAGCCUUUGCAACAUUUAUAAUGCAAAAUUAAAAAUUAUUUGUUCCAUUUCAAUCUUAAGAAUAUGCCAACAUAUUUAAGCUCCAAAUUUUUUAAGCAAAUUAGUUGAAUGUUAAAUGUAUUCCCCGUACAAUAAAUUUUGUAAAUGGAUUUGCCAAAUCAAUUGAUGCAUGGUAGAGUCCUAACAAAAGGAGGUACACAUUAUAAUUGAGCAAAAAAAAUUCUUCUGACCAAGUUUCAUUAAGAUCGGACAAUAAAUGUGGCCUCUUGAGGGUUAGCCAGGCAACCAUGUUGUCGACGCAGAAGAAAUAAUGGACUUAUGCACAUCAGCUCACCAAAAGCACCGUGUACUCGGGUGUGCCAAAAAUAAGUCAUCCGCUUAUCCUUAUAUACAUUAUUGCCAAGUUUGCGAUGAGUAAUGUUCACUGUAAACAUGCCUAGACAUUCCUUGGGAAUAAAAUGUCUACUGAUUGUAGAAUAUUUUUACCUACAAAGUAAAAAUAUAGACAACAAAAGUAUAUUUAAAGUAAUAGAAAUCAAUGUCAAAACAUUACACAUGUAAGUAAUUUAUAAUAAGGCAAAAGCAGACUCUGUUAAAUGCAUAUCAAUUUGUAUUAUUUUAGUUUUCACUUCUCGUCAAUGCAUUUUGUAAACAAAAGGUAUUAAUACUGAUAUUAUGUUUAAUAUGGUGCAGUAUAACAAAACUGUACCAUAAACAUGUAAAAUAAAAAUAUUUUUUAAAUGUCUAUUCACAUUGAGCAUAUUUUAUCUUUUAUAAGUUAUAAGUUACAAAUUGGGAUAACACCAACAGACUACAAGAUGCAAGCCAGCCUUUUCCCUGUUAACCAAAGUAUUUUACAGGAGAUGCCAAACUGUCCUACAAAUAUAUAAAAAUAGAUAUCUUAUUCAUUAGUUAAGAUUUCUAAUAAUGAUCACAUAAUUCCUACAAUGUUAUAUAUGCAAAGUGAAAUAAAGAAAAUAAAUAUU
Molecule: messenger RNA, 4851 nt
Organism: Dreissena polymorpha
Lineage: Eukaryota; Metazoa; Mollusca; Bivalvia; Myida; Dreissenidae
Product: glutathione hydrolase 1 proenzyme-like
Exons: 15
Coding region: 209-2086 (625 amino acids)
Biological process (GO): glutathione catabolic process
Cellular component (GO): plasma membrane
Molecular function (GO): glutathione gamma-glutamate hydrolase
Source: RefSeq, a predicted model, not a curated record